Messenger RNA from Xenopus laevis (African clawed frog), 1213 nucleotides. RefSeq names its product radial spoke head component 1 L homeolog (gene rsph1.L). Gene Ontology annotation, cellular component: nucleus; motile cilium. Lineage: Eukaryota; Metazoa; Chordata; Amphibia; Anura; Pipidae. Gene Ontology annotation, biological process: microtubule-based process; spermatid development; axoneme assembly. The record is from RefSeq and is marked provisional.
CGAGUUCUGAGUCUCAGUCUCUCCGCUCUCCGCGCCUGAUCUUCCCUCCACCGACCCCUGAGCCCUCUGACCCCUCAGACUUACCACUCGUGUCUCUGUCAGACCCUGAAUCCGGAACAUGUCCGAACUGGGAUCCGAGGAAUUCGAGGAGGAAGCGGAACCCGAUCUUGGGGAGUACGAGGGGGAGCGCAAUGAGGCGGGCGAGAGGAACGGGCACGGGAGGGCAAGACUGCCCAAUGGAGAUACUUACGAGGGACAGUAUGAGGGGGGGAAGAGACACGGCCAGGGAACAUAUCGAUUUAAGAACGGGGCCCGAUACAUCGGAGAUUAUCAUCAGAACAAAAAGUACGGGAUGGGCACGUUUAUGUACCCCGAUGGCUCGAAAUAUGAAGGUGACUGGGUAGAUGAUCAGCGACAGGGUCAGGGAGUUUACUAUUAUCCCAAUGGAGACACCUACAGUGGGGACUGGCUGUCUCACCAGAGACACGGACAGGGAGUUUACACACACGCUGAGACCGGAUCCAAGUACAUUGGCACCUGGGUGAAUGGAAAACAAGAGGGAUCCGGGGAACUCGUUCAUCUCAAUCAUCGUUACCAAGGAAAAUUUGUUGGCAAAACGCUCCUCGGCCCCGGCAAAUACAUAUUUGACAUUGGAUGUGAGCAGCACGGGACCUAUGAACAGACAGAGCAGGAGAAAGAUGAAGAUGAAGAAGAGGAGCCCCUGGCAGUGCCAGUAACUAAGUGGAACCCUGACAAUAUCACUGGCCUGACCCACUUGUCACCAACUGCUGAGGCCACACCCCCUGCCCCAGUGGUUGGAGAUCCCAGUGAGGCUGAAGCAGCAAGUUCCGAGGAUUUACCCACAGAAGGUGGCGCUCUGCUCACAGACCAGGAGGCGGAGCUUCCAUUACCGUUAGUGAGUGAAACGGAGGCAGUGGGCGUGGCCUCGGAAUCCCUAGAAGAAAAAGCUGAAGUCACCUCUAGGAUCUCUGAAAGUGAGGAGACAUUUGCUGAAGAAUGACUCUCAUCCAAGGACCUGAAAACGACACAAGGACUGAGUGUCAGGUACUGAGAUUUCUAUCGUUGCCCUGUCUUUUCCUCAUAGAGACUGUUCCAGACAGUCAGACCUUCCUGCACAUCAGUUCCAGCCUCUCCAUCAUCACUGGGCUCAGUUCUUGCAAGUUCAUUAAUAAAGAACACUUUGGUUUUGUUA